Molecule: messenger RNA, 1707 nt
Organism: Spodoptera littoralis (African cotton leafworm)
Lineage: Eukaryota; Metazoa; Arthropoda; Insecta; Lepidoptera; Noctuidae
Source: the annotation of a GenBank genome assembly
UACAGAUUCUAUUGGGACCUGUGUAUGUUACUACUGCUCGUGGCCAACCUCAUCAUCCUGCCUGUCGCCAUCUCCUUCUUCAACGAUGACCUCAGCACGCGCUGGAUCGCCUUCAAUUGUCUUUCCGACACCAUAUUUCUUAUAGAUAUCGUUGUUAAUUUUAGAACAGGAAUAAUGCAGCAAGAUAAUGCAGAACAAGUGAUAUUAGAUCCCAAGUUAAUAGCGAAGCACUAUUUGAGGACAUGGUUCUUCCUUGACCUCAUCUCUAGUAUACCACUAGAUUAUAUAUUUUUGAUCUUCAAUCAGGUAAACGACUUUAGUGAAAGCUUUCAAAUUCUUCACGCGGGUCGUGCACUAAGGAUACUUCGGUUAGCAAAACUUCUAUCUCUGGUGCGGUUGUUGCGGCUCUCCAGGCUCGUCCGAUAUGUAUCACAAUGGGAGGAAGUAUAUUUCCUCAACAUGGCAUCCGUUUUCAUGCGGAUAUUCAACUUGAUCUGCAUGAUGUUAUUGAUCGGACACUGGUCCGGUUGUCUACAGUUCCUCGUUCCUAUGCUACAAGGAUUCCCACCAAACUCUUGGGUUGCAAUAAACGAACUACAGGAAGCGUUUUGGUUAGAACAGUACUCGUGGGCGCUGUUCAAGGCCAUGUCACAUAUGCUGUGCAUCGGUUACGGCCGCUUCCCACCGCAGUCGCUCACAGACAUGUGGCUCACCAUGCUCUCCAUGAUCUCCGGAGCCACUUGCUACGCCUUGUUCCUGGGUCACGCCACCAAUCUCAUUCAGAGUCUUGACUCCUCACGAAGACAGUACCGAGAAAAGGUGAAACAAGUGGAGGAGUACAUGGCGUACCGCAAGCUGCCUCGAGAGAUGCGUCAACGAAUCACGGAGUACUUCGAGCACCGCUACCAGGGCAAGUUCUUCGACGAGGAGCUGAUCCUGGGCGAGCUGAGCGAGAAGCUGCGGGAGGACGUUAUCAACUACAACUGCCGAUCACUCGUCGCCUCUGUGCCAUUCUUUGCCAACGCCGACUCAAACUUCGUGUCCGACGUUGUGACCAAACUACGUUACGAAGUCUUCCAACCUGGUGAUAUCAUCAUUAAGGAAGGAACAAUCGGGAGCAAAAUGUAUUUCAUACAAGAAGGCAUCGUGGACAUCGUCAUGGCCAACGGUGAAGUGGCCACGAGUUUGUCAGACGGUUCCUACUUUGGUGAAAUCUGUCUCCUAACGAACGCUCGUAGAGUGGCCUCCGUCCGCGCCGAGACGUACUGCAAUUUAUUCUCCCUAUCAGUGGACCACUUCAACGCUGUGCUCGACCAGUACCCGCUCAUGCGACGGACCAUGGAGAGUGUGGCGGCGGAACGACUAAACAAGAUAGGGAAGAACCCCAACCUCGUGGCGCACCGGGAGGACGACACGACGUCGGAAGGCAACACCAUCAACGCCGUGGUGAACGCGCUGGCGGCCGAGGCCGAGCACGUGAGCCUGUCGGACGACAGCGUGGCGCGGCUGUCGGAGCGCUCGCUGGGGCUGGCGCUGCAGCCGCUGCAGGCGGCGUCGUGUCGCAUGGCGGGCGUGGCGCUGCCGGGGCUGGGCGUGGCGGGCGUGGCGCUGCCGCGGCCCAAGUCGGAGCACGACUUCAGCGCCGCCGCGCCGCUGUCGUCCGCGGCCGCCGCCUUCCACAAGUCGGACGCGGGCAUCGCGCCCUGA